Messenger RNA from Lagopus leucura (white-tailed ptarmigan), 6788 nucleotides. RefSeq names its product phospholipase C eta 2 (gene PLCH2). Gene Ontology annotation, molecular function: calcium ion binding; phosphatidylinositol-4,5-bisphosphate phospholipase C activity. The record is from RefSeq and is a predicted model, not a curated record. Bases 714 to 5471 code for a protein of 1585 amino acids. NCBI's taxonomy places the organism in Eukaryota, Metazoa, Chordata, Aves, Galliformes, Phasianidae. The transcript is spliced from 23 exons. Gene Ontology annotation, biological process: lipid metabolic process; phosphatidylinositol-mediated signaling.
GGAAGAGGUUUGGAGCGCAGCUUUCAAACGCGGCAACAAGCAGAUGUUUCAGUUUCCAACCUGAAGAACAGGUUCUGCAGAUAUAAAAGCAGCUAAGUGUCUGUUCAAGAUUGUUACCGCCCUCUGACUCUUUCUGCCUCCUCCCACUUUGAACUUGUUGCCCUGGAGCCGAACUGUUUGAAUAAGGGCUGUAAAAGCUGCUUUGUGAUCAGUUAGCUGAGAGCCCUCAACAUGUAAAGCGCGCAAGGAGGAGCCUUCUCUCUCUGCUUUUGCAGUUCCCUCCCCUCCACUUUUUUUUUGUCAUGCUCAUGGAAGUUCCGAUGUAACAUGGAAAGAAGUUGGGACAGGUUGACUGCACAGUCCAGAGAGGAGAGACAAAGGUUUGUGGCAUGCUAGAGAUCCUGGAAAGAUUGCCUGCUGAACUCGUGUCAUGCUGGGAAGGACCAUCGCAUCCAUUCUACCAGGGCUGAGCUCAGUUCUCAUUCUCUGUCUGCACUGACACUGUAUUUUUCACUCUUCAACAUGUGGAAUACGUGUCUGCAGAGUUAAACCAGGACAAUCUCCUGAAAAUGGAAUUCCACAGAAGGCACAUGCUGUGAUUUCUUGAAUAAGCCAACAGCAUCCUCUAAAUUUUUUUUUUUUUUUUUUUUGCGGAUUUUUAUUACUCAACUGAAAGAGCAAGCAGUGUUGCUAGAUUGCUCUGAAAGCUAGAGAUGGCUCUGCCUUCUCCAAAAUCUGUGGCAGGAGAUCUAACACAAAGAGAAGAACUCAUGCUCCAUAAUGAAAGCUGUUUUCAUUUCCUCUCUACAAACGUCAUCACAGUAGUGGAAAGAUGUAUGAGCUCCAUGCAGGCUGGUACCCAAAUGAUCAAACUCCGUGGUGGUUCCAAAGGGUUGGUCCGCUUCUAUUACCUGGAUGAGCACAAGUCAUGCAUUCGCUGGAGACCCUCCCGAAAGAAUGAGAGAGCCAAAAUUUCCAUCGACUCUAUUCAAGAAGUUUGUGAGGGGAAGCAAUCGGAGAUCUUUCAGCGCUAUGCUGAUGGCAGUUUUGAUCCUAACUGCUGCUUCAGCAUCUACUAUGGAGAUCAUAUGGAAUCCCUUGACCUGGUGUCUUCCAGUGGAGAUGAAGCACGUACUUGGAUCACAGGGCUAAAAUACCUGAUGGCAGGGAUCAGUGAUGAAGACAGCCUCUCAAAACGCCAAAGAACCAGAGACCAGUGGUUGAAGCAGACAUUUGAUGAAGCAGAUAAAAAUGGUGAUGGCUGUCUGAGUAUUAAUGAAGUGCUCCAACUAAUGCACAAACUGAAUGUCAACCUACCCCGACAAAAAGUCAAGCAAAUGUUCAAGGAGGCUGAUACAGAUGAUAACCAGGGCACGCUAGGCUUUGAUGAGUUCUGCACCUUCUACAAGAUGAUGUCAACACGACGUGAUUUGUACUUGCUAAUGCUCACCUACAGCAACCACAAGGACUUCCUGGAUACAGAUGACCUGAGACGCUUUCUGGAGAAUGAACAAAAGAUGACAGAUGUGACCAGAGAACACUGCCUGGAAAUUAUCGACAAGUUUGAACCAUGCCUGGAAAACAAGAAGGCAGGAGCUCUGGGGAUUGAUGGUUUCACCAAUUACAUGCGGAGUCCCUCAGGAGACAUUUUCAACCCAGAACACUACCAAGUGAAUCAGGACAUGAGUUACCCUUUGAGUCACUAUUUCAUUACCUCUUCACAUAAUACCUACCUCAUGGGAGAUCAGCUGAUGUCCCAGUCUAGGGUGGACAUGUAUGCAUGGGUGCUACAGUCUGGCUGUCGCUGUGUUGAAGUUGACUGCUGGGAUGGGCCGGAUGGUGAACCAAUUGUCCACCAUGGAUACACUUUGACUUCCAAAAUUCUCUUCAAAGAUGUGAUUGAAACUAUCAACAAAUACGCCUUUAUCAAGAAUGAGUACCCUGUUAUCUUGUCAAUUGAGAACCAUUGCAGUGUAAUUCAGCAGAAGAAGAUGGCCCAAUAUCUUACAGAAAUUCUGGGUGACAAAUUGGAUCUGUCUUCUGUGCACAAUGAUGACUCCACCAGGCUCCCUUCACCAGCAAGUCUUAAAGGGAAGAUACUGGUUAAGGGGAAGAAACUUCCAGCCAACAUUAGUGAUGAUGCAGAGGAGGGUGAAGUUUCUGAUGAGGACAGUGCUGAUGAGAUUGAUGAUGACUGUAAAAUAAUGAAUGGAGAUGCAUCUACAAAUAGGAAGAGAGUGGAGAACAUAGCAAAGAAAAAACUUGACUCACUGAUAAAAGAAUCCAAAAUCCGUGACUGUGAAGAUCCAAACAAUUUUACAGUUGCCACUCUGCCAUCAUCUGGGAAGACUGGUCAGAAAUCAGACAGUAAGAAGAAUAAACUUGAGGAUGAUGUGGAAUCUGGGGAAGACUUCAGUACCAAUAAAAGGCACAGCCGGACAUUGAUGGGCAGCUUUUCUAAACGCAAGAAAAAAGGAAGCAAAUUGAAAAAAUCAACCAGUCUGGAAGAAGGUGAAGAUGAUGCUGAUUCUCAAGGAAAUGUAGCCAGAGGCUCUGUACAUUACACCAGGAUAAACCGGCAGAAGAAAACAAUGAAGUUGUCCAGGGCACUCUCAGACCUGGUGAAAUAUACAAAGUCUGUUGGCAUCCAUGAUGUUGAAGCUGAAAUCUCUUCCAGCUGGCAGGUUUCAUCUUUCAGUGAAACAAAAGCCCACCAGAUACUGCAGCAAAAGCCAGCACAGUAUCUACGUUUCAACCAACAUCAGUUAUCCCGCAUCUACCCAUCUUCCUACCGCGUAGACUCCAGCAACUACAAUCCCCAGCCAUUCUGGAAUGCGGGCUGCCAACUCGUGGCUUUAAACUACCAGUCAGAGGGGAGAAUGCUGCAACUGAACCGGGCCAAAUUUAGUGCCAAUGGGAAUUGUGGCUAUGUCCUCAAACCAGACUGCAUGUGUCAAGGCAUCUUUAAUCCAAAUUCUGAAGAUCCCCUGCCUGGUCAGUUGAAGAAACAGCUGGUUCUAAGAAUUAUCAGUGGUCAACAGCUCCCAAAACCACGGGAUUCCAUGUUGGGAGACAGAGGAGAGAUCAUAGAUCCAUUUGUUGAAGUAGAAGUUAUAGGCCUACCUGUUGAUUGCUUCAAAGAACAAACUAGAGUAGUUGAUGAUAAUGGAUUUAACCCAAUGUGGGAAGAAACAUUGGUGUUCACUCUGCACAUGCCAGAGAUCGCCUUGAUUCGGUUCCUUGUGUGGGACCAUGAUCCAAUUGGGCGGGAUUUUAUUGGACAAAGAACAAUAGCUUUCAGCAGUAUGAUGCCAGGUUACCGACAUGUAUACCUAGAAGGUAUAGAAGAGGCAUCCAUCUUUGUUCAUGUGGCUAUUAAUGACAUCUGUGGUAAGGUCAAACAAGCUCUGGGCCUAAAAGGCCUAUUUCUCAGAAAUCCAAAGCAGGCCUCCCUGGACAGUCAUGCUGCUGGUCAGCUCCAUCGCAAACAUUCCUUUAGCAGCCACAUCUUGAGACGGACAGCAAGUGCACCCACCAAAAGCCAGAAGAAGAAGAAGGGCUUUCCUGAAAUUGUUUUUGACACAAAAGACAACAGCUCUGAAGGGGCCAGUGAAGACCACGAAGCAGAAGCUGCCUCACAGCCUUGCUUUGCGCAAGAGUCAGAAAGUGCUUCUCUGUCACCAGCUCCCAGGGAUGGUGCCAGUGGGGAGGUACAAGGCAAAGGGUUGAAAGAUGUCUGCCAUUUCUCGAUGCAGAGGUCAGUCACUUCUUUAUGCAGCCUAGAAACCAUCACUGAAGAGCCUGUUAUUGCAAAUGAAAGCCAUCAUGCCAGCCUCUUCUUUCCUCUACCCAUUACUCCUUACAGUGAUUCUGAAGAAGGAUCUGUGUCUGAUCAUUCCAGUGAAUCUCAAACAAAAGGGAGCAACCCAUCGAACCGGCCUCCAGAACCUCUGCUCACUAGAGAACAAAGACCAAAUUUGGCUGCAGAAGACCAGAUGCAGACAGCCACAAAAGCAGCUGACAUCAAUGCAUUAGUCCAAGAUGAUGAGAGGAUAAGCAUGGCAGGACUUCUCAAAGAAGAAAAUGGUUGGACACAGGCAUGCAGUGAAGCUGAAGAUCAAGUUAAUUUGGCAGCGCAUCCUCAGAAAGCCUGGCUGGUGGUGGCAGAAGCUCAGAGUGCUGGCCAGCCUGUUGAAAACUGCCAGAAGCAGAAAGACCAAACAGGGCAGGUAUUGAAAGACUUGAAAACCGCUGCUGUAUUGAAAAGCCAAAAGCCUGGUGCAGCAGCUGUCCUGCAGCAAAACAAUGUGAUUAAUGGCUCACAUCCAAAUUUGUCUCCAGAUAUUUUCCAGAAAGCCCAGGCUUCACAGGCUCUACCUGUUUCUCAGACGAGCUCUUACAUGUUAAUAAGGAAGUCAAAGAGUGAAGGGCUGAAAAAGUCAGACUCCUCAGCUUUAGUAAAAAAUCCAAGUAGCCUAUCUCCAGCAGCAGAGGUAUACUUUGAUGCUACUGUUAAUGACCGGAUCUGGAGCAAGCUAGAUUGCAGCAAUCAUCGUGACAGCAUGUCUUCCUCUUCCAGCAUGUCCUCCAAUGACACUGUGAUAGAUCUCUCUCUACCUAAUCUAGCUCGCAAAAGCCUUCCAGAUCUUGGCAUCCGGCAUGAGAACUUUGAGCCCCUUACCAUGAGAAGGGGUAUUCGCCCACGGUCUGCUACAACGUCAGGUAAUGAAAUGCCAAUAGUGAGCAAGAGUAAAUCCAAUCCUAACCUGAGGUCUGACCAGCUGCCAGCGGAUGAAUUAUGCCCCCGUCCUCUUGCAAGGAGUCCUCAGGAUGCAUUCUCAUCCAUUCCUAGGAGACAUACCUGGAGCAGGCUGUACAUAGAAAGUCUCAGGCAAUCUUCUAACAAAUCCAAAGCACAGGAUAAGGUUGGGAAUAACCAGGUGAAAUCCAAGAGUCUUGGAGACCUUACCUCUGAUGACAUUGUGUGCACUUUUGAAAGCAAAUAUCGUAGCAUCAGCAGGAGUUUUGUCACUCGAUCAAUGCGUGAGCAGCGCCGCUCUGCAGGCCUGAGAACCUCUGUCAGACCCCAGGAUGAAUUGACUGAGCAGCUGAAGAAGCUAACAGCCUUUCAGCAGGAAAAUGAUAUCACUUCCCCCAUCAGUCUUGAUCCAACCGAAUCUGAAGAGGAAGCGGAGAGCUUAGGACUCCUUCGCAGGUCAUCAUCUCGCAGUCAGAGCAGGGUGCGGUACAUUGCCAACAGGGCCAAGCAAGCUCAGGAGAGACAGCGACUGCAAAGCCUGGGCCAGCUCAGUGGGAGUCCCAUUGAAGAGAGAGGAAAUCCAGAGGGAGCCUGCAGCGUUGCAAAAGCAGUCUGUAUGGAUAUAGCUUCUCCUGCUGUGUUUACAUCCCAGCCUAAGAACCAAACUGAUUAUAAUACUGACACAGAAGUCUUCUUUAUGCUGAAACUGUAAUUCUAGAGGGCACUGAGUAAGGUGAUGUUUACAUUCAAGACAAAACAUAGUGACCUGAGAGGCACAAAAUAUCCUUGUAUGGCUUAGUGCUUCCUGGCCUUCCCUAGAUGGCAAAGGCACUUAAGAUCCUGACUCCAAAAGAAUAGAUGAGUGUUCGACUUGUCACCCGUCUGUGGAAUUCGAUCAACCAAGUGAAAUCAGAGACAUAUUUUUACAGUCUUAAUGACCUGACCUCCUUUUUUUAUUACGUUUUUUCCAGCCUCAAAUCUGGCCUCCUUUGUGGUGUGACCACUUCUUUGCACUUGCAACUUGCUCUGUGCAAAACUUUUGCUCCUUAUUACUUUCAUUAAUUGCUUUGUCUAGCAGUUAAACAUCAGUGAUGCUAGCAACAGCUAAUGUUACUCUUAUGAAUUAUGUAUCUGUGAAAGGAGGCUGGAUUUGAAAUCACAUAGCUUGUUUUGGUAUUCUCAUGAAGAGCUGGAGGCAUCUGGGAAACGGUCAAAAUUGCAGUGGAAUUCUUUCCUUAAUUAAUAAUAUAGUAGAUAAAGUCUUAUUUCAAUGAAAAUCCGUAUUGUCGCACUCUUUGAAGAAAGAAAAUCUGUUGCCAUGUUCCAAAGGAAUGCUUUUUUUUUUUUUAAACCAAACUUGUUUUUAUAUAUAUAUAUAUAAAAGUAUAUAUGUAUGCCUCUGUGUGUAUGCAGGUGUGUGUCUGCUUGUAUGUGUACACAUGCACACACUUAGACUGAACUGUGACUGUUUCUUGUCUCAAAACAUCAUCUGUGGGAAUGAGAUGAGAAGGGAGAAUUAGUCAAAAAAGGCAGGAAACAUCUUCUGACACUGAUUCAGAAAUGACUAAAAAGCACACUGAUCUUUUCUUGAAAACAGAACCAUCCCUUCUUUAUGGUAUUUUAACAAUGCUGCUGUACAUAGCACUUUUUUGGAUGAAUUUUACUACUUCUGUAUUGCACUGCCAUGCAAAAUUUUCAAUGAUAUGUUUUAAAAUAUAUAUAUUUAAUUUUUUUAGAUGAACAUAUUUAGAGUUAUAUAGCAAGCUAAACAGAAUAACCAUUUCUCCUCCCCAUUUUUUAAAAUGUUUUUUUUUUCCUCCAUCCCAUCUCCCCCCUCCAAAGUCAUUUAUUAUAGAUGUAUUUUAUCAGUGAUGGAGAAGAUUGUUUACUGAGAUGCAUUUUAAAGAGAAACAGAGGUUUAAUUUUAUUUUCAAGCUGCAUAGGGUCCCUAUUAUUGAGAAAAUAUUUUGCUUUUGUUUGUAAUGAUUCUUCUGUGUAUAUUGCAAAAUCUAAAAAUUUGUUUGUAAGA